AUGCCACAGUUCAGGCCGCCAGACGGCUGCCCUCCACAGCGUCCGGCAUGGGAUGAGUACCCCGUGUGGUACCUUUUCUACGGAACCUUGGCCACUCCGGAUGUCCUCGCCCGCGUUCUCCAUCUGGAACUGGGCGACGGUGGCAUUUACAAGGCUUUGGUCCAGGCCGAAAUGCACGACGCCAAGGUUGGCGGCUCGGCGUACAUGGUGGAGAGUCGGGAGGAGGAGGACGCGCUGAGAGCGUACGAGACGGACAAGUAUCUAGUGGCACGUUCUGCAAUCCGGCUGGUGGGCAAGGGGUUCUCGGGGGACAACGGCUCGGCAUCCGCACCUGUCGUUCCUGGGCUGACUUUUCUGUUCCGAGGCGUGCCAGACAACACGAGGUAG
Gaeumannomyces tritici R3-111a-1 is the source of this 387-nucleotide messenger RNA. RefSeq lists its product as hypothetical. The record is from RefSeq and is a predicted model, not a curated record. Bases 1 to 387 code for a protein of 128 amino acids. Lineage: Eukaryota; Fungi; Ascomycota; Sordariomycetes; Magnaporthales; Magnaporthaceae. The transcript is spliced from 2 exons.